Armigeres subalbatus is the source of this 2872-nucleotide messenger RNA. RefSeq lists its product as uncharacterized. NCBI's taxonomy places the organism in Eukaryota, Metazoa, Arthropoda, Insecta, Diptera, Culicidae. Gene Ontology annotation, biological process: signal transduction. The record is from RefSeq and is a predicted model, not a curated record. The transcript has 9 exons. The coding region runs from base 682 to 1803 and encodes 373 amino acids. Gene Ontology annotation, cellular component: cytoplasm.
CGAACUCAGUUUGAUUUUUGUAAUCUAAUCGGAUACUAGAACUUUUCGAUCCUCCAAUACAGUUCGCAGUUGAGUGAGUUGUUCCGUGAAGCUGGAUGUCGUGCUCUAAGUUUGAAGAGAUUUUCUUGGUUUAACUGUAUGGUCGUAAAUUUAGUGCACACUAGUGUCGGGUAACGGCUAGACGAGAUUCAAAUGGUGAAUCUGGUGUGAAUCCUGAGCGAUUUUCGAUUUCAAUUCAUUACCAAGCUGUGUUAGAAGCAGAAAAAGUGAAAUAGGAGAAUCUCCGCGUUGAUCCAAAAGGAUUCUUACCAAGAGGUUGUUGUUUAAAUAAAAGAAGAAAAAGGCCAAAGCGCAUCACCAACACCGCGCGUGGGUGUCAAAGCUAGUAUCAAGUGUGUAUUUUUGUGCAGCUGAAGUAGAAAACGCUACGAAAGUGUCGCCAACCGAUAUUUCAAGCAUCAACGUGAAUGCAAUUAGCUGCUGUCAGGCUUGCGUUGGAGCAGAAAAAGUGGAAGAGAAAGUUGUAAGGUUCAAACAGCGCGAGGGGUGUGAAUCGUGAUAGUAUCUGCGGGGCUGUGGUUCUAAAGUGUUUGAACAGUGUGAGCGUGGUACAGUGACACCUGGACAACCGGCGGACGACAGCAGACAGGCGGCCUUCGCAAGAAAGGAAACACAUCCACGAUGAGUGCUGAAGAGAGACGAGCCUCUUUCGCCAGACGGGCGGAAAGCUUGAUCGAGCGGGUGAGAAUACUGAAAACGAUUUAUGAGAGAUAUGCAGUCAAAACAGAGAAGAGUGGGGAACUCAUAGUCACGGUUCAGGGAGAUCUAUCGCAGCAGGAGAAACGUGCCGUCUUCCUCACCGUUCACGACCUGGGAUGCAACCAUACAUCGUUCGAGGACUUUGUGAACAGUGCGUGCAUGAUUGAGAUCAAAGAGCGCUCAUGUUUCAUCCACAUUGACGUUCCUGGACAUGCUGACAAUGCUCCCACUCUUCCGGAAAACUUCCAAUUCCCAUCGCUGCAGACGCUGGGCGGGGAUUUAAUCACCGUUUUGGACUUCUUGCACGUAAAGUACGUUAUCGGCAUUGGUGAAGGUGCUGGCGCCAACGUCCUGGCCCGAUUCGGUUUGGCACAUCCCUCGCGCUGCCUUGGCCUAAUCCUGAUCAACGUUACCGGGUCAGCUGCCUCCGUUCUGGACGCAUUCAAAACCAAGUUCAUCAGCUGGAAGGGAGACGAAAUCGGCCAAUCCGCCGAAGAUUUUCUUCUGUACCAUAAAUUUGGCUACCAACUUGUUGGCGACAAUCCGGACAAGGAGAAAAUCGUUAACGAGUUCCAGAGUCGACUGCACAGCUCCCUGAACAACAAGAAUCUUAAGCAAUAUGUGAAAGCAUUUACAAGCCGUGAAAAUUUGUGCUUGAAAAACUGUAAGGUUGAUCUAUUGCUGGUCACCGGGGUGAUGAGCCCCUACGCUGGCGUUGUAGAGAAGAUGUUCAAAGACUUGAACAAGGAGAAGGUUACUUUGCUGAAGGUCGAACGUGCUGGUGACGUUCUCGCAGAUGCUCCUGCCAAGGUAGCCCAGUCAAUUUUGCUGUUCUGCAAAGGCCAAGGUUUGCUGACCUCGGUAGUACUGCCUGGCGUGGAUCGCAACAGAGCUUUCUCAACCAGUUCGGGUGGAUCCUGUGAAGGUGGAGCGGGUGGUCGGCGCUUGUCACGUGGAAUGUCCAUGGAGGAUUACGAUAAGCCUAACAUCAGACGACUCAGCAUCACCAUCAACCAUGAGCAACUACCCCCGAUCAAGAAAUAAACGGUGCAUUGAUUGGAACAGUAGUGUUAAUUUCUACAUUUAUGACUAACAUUAUUUAUCGAAAAUGAGUAAGAAUCGAUGUGUACGAGAUACACAUAUGCAAAUUAUAUACCCUUAUGCAGGUAACAGCCACAAACAAAAAUCUGAUAUCAAUUUUUUAUAGAUGUACGUAUUUUGUCAUACUGAUGCAAGUAACAACAAUGAAGUAAGUCAUAACAAAAAGUCAUAUAACCCACAGACAACAACCUAGUUAAAAGUAAUAUUAGAGGGUAAACCAACUAUUCUAAAGCUAAACAAGAUAAAGUCAAAUAUACAACACUCUUCAAAAUUAGAAAACAUUUAUGAGAACAACAACUGCUCAUUGUUAUCUCCCUUUUGAAAUCAACAGUCUACCAGAGAAAGGAAAUACAGUCAGAAACUGAUCCCACGAAGCCCAAAAACAAACGAAAAUGAAAACUUUAAUUCAUAAGGAUUUAUUUUUUGAUUUUCAGAGCCUAUAUACAUCUUCUUAUACCUACUAUUGAUAAAAGUAAUUUAAACGAAUAAACGUAGAAAACUACCAUCUAGACGAAACCAACAUUAGCAGAUAAAAUGUAGUUCAUUAGCAGCUAUACACUCAUUACAAUGGUAACAAACCUAUGAAAAUUAUAUCUAUAUAUAGAAGUUAAGCAACUUUUAAAAACAAAACCCAAAAGUCAACUAAAUACAAAUUUAACUCAGAAAAAGGCUACUCCAAGCUAAAUAAUGCUAAGCGCAAAAGAUAAAAAGAAAACGUGCUGUAAUGGCUUUCAAUAUUCAAAACUAAAUUAAACAAUCGUCUCGUGGACGCACGUACGCUAUAUAUUGUAAUGCACCAUAGAAAUGAUAAAAAAUUAACUAAAUUUGGUCUGAAUAAAAUUUGAACCUUAGAGAUAAAAAUGCUAUACACAAAUUUGUUGCAUUGUUAAGCUCGCCAACACGAGUGGAAUAAAUAUAAUUUUUUUUAUUAGUUUGUAUCAGUUUGCUGAAACUGUCGUAGAAUAAUUUCAAAGAGAAUAAUAAACUUAUUUAAACCGUAUUACCACAGUAA